Messenger RNA from Pseudoliparis swirei, 1280 nucleotides. It is a transcript of the gene fam204a, whose product is annotated as family with sequence similarity 204 member A. The transcript has 8 exons. Bases 135 to 971 code for a protein of 278 amino acids. The record is from RefSeq and is a predicted model, not a curated record. NCBI's taxonomy places the organism in Eukaryota, Metazoa, Chordata, Actinopteri, Perciformes, Liparidae.
CCUGUUUACCCGGAAGUGAGAGCCCCGCUCCGAAACGCUGCUGUCAAAAUCACCAAUUUAACCAUUUCUGACCGUUUAUAGUCCAGCCGAAUUAUACAUUAACAGAUACUCCGGUUGUAAUCUCCUGACUCGGAAUGUACAGCGGACUCCUGCCCACAGGUUCCACCGAGGACGACCUCAGCCCGGACGAAGAGAAGGAUGCCGCGGAGGAGGAGGAGGAGGAGGAGGGAGAGAAGCGUGCGGGCUCCGCCGCGGGAGCCGCUCCGGCCCCGGCGGAGGAGGCGGCUCCCGCGGCCGGCGAGGCGGACCGCGACGCCCCGGCGCUGCCCGGUGUGUCCCGGGACAUGUGGCAGAAAUUCCAGGAUCUACGUAAGAAGAAUGACGAGAUGAAGACAACGAAGGGCCCCGGACGCAGAACAAAAAGAAGACCACAUAAGAAAGGAACAGGGAGGGAGGAACCCACCGGAACCAGAGCUCCAUGCCGGCGUGUCUGCGCGCGCAUCGAGCGGAGCAACAACAAAGUCCUCUUCACCUUCCGCCCCGCGGCACCGACACGUCGCCCUCUGCUUCUCUGUGAAUAUGGAGGAGCAGACGGGAGGAAGGAGGCGGACUGCCGCGGCUCGACACUCACAGGAGUGAAACAACUCCAACGACACCGGAACAGAGAGCGCCUGGAGGAGCGGGAGAAGCACUGGGCCGACCUGAAGCAGCACUUUGGGGCCAACGACCGGUUCCUCCCCCCCGCCUGCUCCAAGCCGCCUCCCAAGUCCGGCCUGGAAGCGCGCAUGGAGGCGGCCGUCGCUGAAGGGGACAUCGCGAAGGCGGAGGAGAUGAGCGACCGGCUCGCCACUCGAGAGCUCGCUGUGAAGAUCUCUCAAGCCGCUGACUGUCGUGACUUCGUGCAGCGCAAACAGGAAGAGGAAGAGGAGAGGGCGGCGCAGAAGAGGAAGAACCAGAUACCCUGGGGGUAGGACCUCUCUCUCUAUUCCUAAAGGUUCUCAAAUCUUCGAGGCGAAGCGCCGCUGGGAGACGAAGAGCAACAUGGGCUUCAUGUGACGGCGGCUCCCUCAGGAUGAACUUCUGUGGUCUGGACUCUGUCUCCUUUGUCUCUGUCCAUGUGGAAGACGAGUGAUCUGGGGGGGCUCCACAGAGGACAAGAGAGAAGAUGCUGGAGCAUUCAGAUGAAUUCGUCAGGCGCCCACUGGAGUGCAUUGUGUUGUUUCAUUACAUCCACAGAUCUGAGCCCCCCCCCCCCCUCAAAUUAAAUCUGCUGUACAUUA